This is a messenger RNA of Neltuma alba, 800 nucleotides long. RefSeq names its product glutathione S-transferase U17-like. Lineage: Eukaryota; Viridiplantae; Streptophyta; Magnoliopsida; Fabales; Fabaceae. Bases 72 to 800 code for a protein of 242 amino acids. The transcript has 3 exons. Gene Ontology annotation, molecular function: glutathione transferase activity. The record is from RefSeq and is a predicted model, not a curated record. Gene Ontology annotation, cellular component: cytoplasm. Gene Ontology annotation, biological process: glutathione metabolic process.
AAGAACCUGCGCCAUUAUUGCAACUGAACACAUAGAUCUCAAAUCCAAGAAGAAGGACUCAUAUCAUCAUCAUGUCGAAGGGAGAGGAAGCAGUGAAGGUUCUGGGUGUAUGGUACAGCCCGUUUGUGAUGAGGGUUCGCAUUUCUCUGAAUAUUAAGUCAGUCAAGUAUAAUUUCCUUGAAGAGAAUCUGGGAGACAAGAGCCAGCUUCUGCUUCAGUCCAAUCCUGUUCACAAGAAAGUCCCUGUCCUUAUCCAUGAAGAUAAGCCUGUUUGUGAGUCUCUCAUCAUUGUUGAGCACGUCGACCAAGUCUGGUCUUCUGCUCCUUCUAUUCUUCCCUCUCAUCCUCAUGAUCGUGCCAUUGCUCGUUUCUGGGCUGCCUAUAUUGACCACAAGUGGUACCCAGCCUUCAAAGGCAUUGCUGGAGCGAAGGGAGAGAAAGAGAUAAAGGUUCUGAUGCGGGAAGUGGAUGAAGGACUAGCUUUGCUAGAGGAUGCAUACAACAAUAUCAGCAAAGGCAAGCCCUUCUUCGGCGGCGACCGUAUUGGGUACCUUGAUAUUGCAUUUGGCUGCUUCUUGGGGUGGAUAAGGGUGACGGAGACGGUCACCGGCGCGGAGUUGAUCAGCGAGGCCAAGACGCCGGGCCUGGCGAAAUGGUCUAAAAAGUUUUGGGAAGAUGACGCGGUGAGACCUGUUAUGCCAGAGACUAGGGGUGUUCAAUUUGUCCCUUUAAAGGAUAGAGACUACAUUAUAGAGUUCAGAUACCGAUGGUUCCAUUACUGCAUGGAAAUUAGAAGAUGA